GAAAGCAAGGAUGUUCAAGCUAAUGAGACUUUGCAGCAACACAACGUUGUGGCCUGUAAGAGCAUCAAGAAAGAAGAUAAUACGACAUGGAACAAGCUUUUGAGAGAGGCAGCAACUCUAAAGGAGCGCAAGCAUGACCACAUUGUCCCACUUCUGGCCAGUUUCACUGCAGGUCGAGCCAAUCGUGAGCCGCAUAACAGGCAAGAAUACUUGUGGUUGUUGAUGCCUUACGCCCAGGCAGGGAGUAUGGAGACUUGGCUUGAGAAGAGUCCAGAUCUUCCAAAACGAGGACCGGUAGGGUUGGGGGAUGAUUCGUUUCGACACUGCCACGUACGAGAGACUAUGCUGGGACUUGUCUCGGCUCUGGCGUAUAUUCAUAGGGAAAUUAACGGCAUGAUCGGGUUUCACCAUGACAUCAAGCCCAGCAACAUCAUUCUGUUUCUAGAACCGGAGCCUACGUGGAAGAUUUGCGACUUUGGAACGGCUAAUCUCAAAGAUCCAAAGGAAGGUACUGGAACUGCUUUCACACCUGAAAACGCAUUUGGGACAUAUACGUACCGUCCGCCAGAAUACUUCAAAGAUGAAGGUAUCGCACAACAUGGACGGGCAUUCGAUGUUUACUCUCUUGGAUGCGUAAUGCUUGAACUAGCGACGGUCUUCACAUAUGGUUGGAAGCCAGAAGGUCUGCCUACAUUCAGGCAACAGAGGCGAGACGCGUCCGAAUAUGUUUACCAUGGAAAUCUCAAACCAGAAAAAGAUGAAUCUUUUCACAACAACCCGGAAGCUGUGGAAAGAUGGAUAGAGCAUCUCAGGAGCAAAACCAAAUCGGCCGAAGAUCCCAAAAAAGUGUCCGAUAUCAUACAAGUACUGGAUGUAAUUGGGGAAAUGCUUUUGUCUCGCUAUAAACGAAUAUUCGCUUGGGAAGUCGAGAUGGAUCUAUACGAGAUCUUCAACCCGAACGCCUCUGUGGAAGAUCGGGCUAAGCGACUUCGAAAUAUCGUUCAGCCAUCUGCAACACCCCUCGACCAGACUAAAGAACAACACAACCCAAUGAGGCGAGCGAUCCUACACAGCAAAGACCAGUGGUAUACUGAGAUUCUUCAAGGGCGGGACUGGUAUUAUAGUGCGCGCUCCUUGUCUAGAAGGUCUACUUCCAGGGCGUUCGAUCUUGACCAUGGCAAACGCAGACCUCGUACGAAUCUGGAGAAAGUUGCAAAAACUCGAGAUUUCAGAUCCGCGCAUUUCUUUGGGCGUCACAACAUUCACGAAAAGAUUAUCAGUGGGUUCCAAGGGCACAACACAGUCAUUGGCCUUUACGGAAAAUCAGGAGUAGGGUGAGUCUAUUUGCGGCCCUUGGAUAUCCUCUCGACUAAUACAUAAGCAGCAAGUCUCACUCAGCUUAUUACUAUGCUUUUGGCUUCCAAAAGCCAAGGGAUCCCAAGGACCAAAAGCACACUUUCUGGGU
Molecule: messenger RNA, 1465 nt
Organism: Alternaria alternata
Lineage: Eukaryota; Fungi; Ascomycota; Dothideomycetes; Pleosporales; Pleosporaceae
Product: kinase-like protein
Exons: 1
Coding region: 223-1338 (371 amino acids)
Biological process (GO): peptidyl-threonine phosphorylation; peptidyl-serine phosphorylation
Molecular function (GO): ATP binding; protein serine/threonine kinase activity
Source: RefSeq, a predicted model, not a curated record